UUGUGUUCACACUUUUUUUUUUUGGAGAAGGUGAGCCAAAUCAAUCCAACCACAGACAUAGCUGUCCUCCUCUAUCUUCAUUUAAUUUAUAGAAUCCUUCGAGCCCACUUUGACUCUCUAUCCUUCCCUUACCUUUCCCUUUCUAUCUUCUCCUUUUUUCAGUUCUUUUUUUGUUUUUUUCCAUUUGGUUCUAUGAAUUUGUCAAAAUAAUACGUUUUCCUUGAUGAAUAAAGUUACUGAUUUUUCUGUUGGGUUACUAUCAAAUUUGUUAAUCAAAUGCUGGGUGUGUAGCUACGUGGUACUUCUUCAUAAUUGUUGGUUUUUGAAGCAUAAGUUCUCAACUCUUGAUCACUGGUUGAGGUGUCUUCAAUCCAUUUGGGGUUUUGUCAUUUGAUAUUUCUUUCGAUUUUGAAGCUCACCCUUUUGUUUAUUCCUUCAUUUUCUUCAUCUUUUCUGCUGGGUUGUUCAUAUUUUGAAGCGGUUGUGAGGAUACACUGUAUUUAUUUUGCUGUCCGUUUACUGCUUGUGAUAUUUCCUCGCUGGUUUGCUUACAACUCAGGUUCUCAGCUCUCUGUUGUUUUUUUCCCAAUUAUUUAGCUUUGUAUGGUUAUUGUGAAGUUGUAGCUUGUCAUUUACGUUUCUGUUUCCUUUAAAGAGCUCAGCUUUACCAAAUUUGUCAUAUCGGCUUUGAACUUCUUUGUUCUCUCCUUUUAUAAUCUAAGUUUCACAGGUUUUGUUGAAUUUCGUUUUGUAAUCUGGGUUUUGCUUCUUGAAGUUCCCAUCUUACUCUCUCUGUACUUCUGGUCAUGGUGAGUUCUGCACUGCUCAUCUGGGUUUCUUCAUUAUUAAGUUUGAUAUGCGUUUCCUUAGCAUAUGAUCCUGUGGACAAGUAUCUGAUAGAUUGUGGAUCCUCCACCAAUAAAUCAGUGGGGAACCGUGUUUUUGUGCCUGAUCAAUUUUACUCCAAUUUCCUUUCAAACCCACACCUUACCUUUGCCAACGCGAGUUCAAGUCCCAUCUCAUCUGAAUAUGACCCUUCCCUUUUCCAGACUGCAAGAAUAUUCAAUGAAACUUCUCAUUAUACUUUUCCAGUCAAGAAAUCUGGAAGACAUUGGAUUCGCCUUUAUUUCUAUCCUUUUGUGUCUAGAAACUACAAUCUCAGCACGGCUAAAUUCUCUGUGUCUGCUCAAAAUUUCACCCUUAUCAAGGAAUAUCAAUCAAAGAUUAAUCCUGAGGUCAGGGAAUACUCUAUCAAUGUAACUUCUAAUAGGCUAGUUCUCACCUUUAGCCCUUUUGCCAAUUCACUGGCUUUUAUAAAUGCAUUGGAAGUUUUUUCACUUCCUGAUGAGCUCAUUCCUCCGGGUGCCACAACGAUUGGUCCUCAGGGGAGUUACCAAAAUCUGUGGGAACGGGCUUUAGAAACAGUUGAGAGAGUGAAUAUGGGAAAUCAAACUGUUCUUCCUUCAAAUGAUACGUUGUGGAGACUUUGGGAUGCUGAUGGUAAGUAUCUUAAACAAGGCAAUGCAGAAAAGUUUGUGUCAGAUGUCAAAGCUGUCAAUUUCACAAAAGGGGGCUUAACAGAGAAUAUUGCUCCAUCCUCUGUCUAUGGCACUGCUACUAUAUUGAAUACGGAGCCUGAUCCUCAGACCAAUGCCAAUGUGACUUGGCUUUUUAGUGUUGAUCCUGGUUUUGAGUAUCUGGUCCGGUUCCAUUUUUGUGAUAUAUUGCCUAGAAAUUCUGCAAGGUUCUACUUCAAUGUUUAUAUUGGUUCAUCUGCAGUUGUUCAAUACCUUGAUCUUCUUAAUCGCACAUCAGAUGUGGGCGUACCAUACUUUAUGGAUGUGAUCACAACAGUAAGUGGUAGCCAUAUGCUAAAUGUUAGUGUUGGCCCUUCUAAUAAUUUUCAAUAUCCAAAUGCCAUUCUCAAUGGGUUAGAGAUCAUGAAAAUAAGCAAUUCUAAGGACAGCCUUGAUGCAUUAGACUCCAUCAACUCAAGGAGUUCCAAGACAAAAGUCAUUCUAAUAGUGGGCUUGGCUGCUGGGUUGUUCAUUGUUGCUGUUCUUGCUUUAGUUCUGUUUCUGCUGUGCAGAAGGAGAUUUAGGCAUGGGAAGGCAGAAGAUCAGUCUGCCAUGACUGAUGGAGAUUCUACUUACACUGCAGGCAGUAAGUUCUCAAAUGGGACAUUGAUAUUUUCCACUUCAAGGUUUGGGUUUGGGUAUCGGUUCCCCUUUGUGGCAAUCCAAGAAGCUACCGAAAACUUCAGUGAAAGUUUGGUUCUUGGGAUUGGCGGCUUUGGGAAGGUUUACAAGGGAGUUUUGAGAGAUGGGACAAGGGUGGCAGUGAAAAGGGGGACUUCUCAGUCACAAGGAAUUGCAGAAUUCCAAACUGAGAUUGAAAUGUUAUCUCAAUUCAGACACAGACAUUUGGUCUCUUUGAUUGGAUUUUGUGAUGAAAGAAAUGAGAUGAUCAUAAUAUAUGAGUUCAUGGAGAAUGGGACCCUCAAGGAUCAUCUGUAUGGCUCAAAGUAUCCCAGCUUAAGUUGGAGACAACGACUGGAAAUAUGCAUUGGAGCAGCAAAAGGAAUUCACUACCUUCAUACAGGCUCUGCGAAGGCGAUCAUUCACCGAGAUGUCAAAUCUGCAAACAUAUUACUAGAUGAGAAUUUCAUGGCCAAGGUUGCUGAUUUUGGUCUUUCAAAGACUGGUCCUGAGAUUGAUCAGUCACAUGUUAGCACAGCAGUAAAAGGAAGCUUUGGAUACCUUGAUCCAGAGUACUUGAUCAGACAACAACUGACAGAGAAAUCUGAUGUUUACUCCUUUGGAGUGGUCAUGUAUGAAGUUCUUUCUGGGAGACCGGUUAUCAAUCCAUCUCUACCAAGAGAAAAGGUGAACUUAGUUGAAUUGGCAUUGAAGUGUCAAAGGAGAGGGCAACUGGAGUUGAUCAUAGAUCCUCAUCUCGAAGGCCAAAUAAAGACAGAAUCUUUGAAGAAGUUUGGCGAUAUAGCUGAGAAAUGCUUAGCAGAGUGUGGUGCUGAUAGACCAUCAAUGGGAGAUGUCUUGUGGAAUUUGGAAUCUGCACUUCAACUCCAAGGUAAUGAAGUUAGAUCCAGCCAUAACAACAAGAUGACUGAAAAUGUUAAUCGUGCGAAUAGCUUCGAAACCAGCGUCUCUAACGCACAAGUCAGCAUCGGAAGCAUGGGAGAUCUUGCCGGUGUUUCAAUGAGCAAGGUUUUUGCUCAAAUGGUGAGAGAGGAAAUGAGGUAGACAGCACAUUUUGCAGCUUCUCUAGUUAUAAGCAAAUGUGAGGUUAGCACUCAGAAGUGUAUACUGUACAGAUGGGGUGAAUUCAAAUUUGUUGUUGGUAUCCAUUUUUCAGAAUAAGUUUAGCUUGAUGUGUUGCCUUGUUGAAAGUACACACAGAACAAAUCCAUUAGCAUGGUUGCUUGUAAUUUUUUUUUUUUUUUUCUCACUGGUUGUUCUUCAUUUCAGAUCUGAGCUCUCUGUAGUAUUAUAUCACCUACUAUUUAUUUUUCCA
Molecule: messenger RNA, 3534 nt
Organism: Manihot esculenta (cassava)
Lineage: Eukaryota; Viridiplantae; Streptophyta; Magnoliopsida; Malpighiales; Euphorbiaceae
Product: receptor-like protein kinase HERK 1
Exons: 1
Coding region: 807-3263 (818 amino acids)
Biological process (GO): protein autophosphorylation
Cellular component (GO): plasma membrane; plasmodesma
Molecular function (GO): ATP binding; transmembrane receptor protein tyrosine kinase activity
Source: RefSeq, a predicted model, not a curated record